UUUAAUGGAGCGUCUCAUGUGAGGAGAGUAGUAAGACAAGGUUGUUUACUAACACUGGUUCUGAUUCAUGAUUACGGUGGGCUGGAUCAUGCGUCAGACCGUUGGCGUUAAGGAAACGAGUACACGAUAGAUCAACAAGACGACGUUAGAAGAUCGUGAUUGACUUGAUUACAAUUAAACAUAGAGAAAGUAGAGGUGAUGAAGAUAACCAACCAACGACGGCAUACUGGUCUUCUUCAACGGGAGAUGUCUGAAGGCAGUCAUCUACUUUAUUUACAGACUGACAGUUCUUUUGGCGGCAGAUAGCAUGGAAUUGGAUUUCGAAGGCAAGAUUGAAAAAGCAAGACAGAUCUUCAGUAAUCUGGAGUCAACAUGGAAAUCUACUGCACUCAGCAUAAGGCAGAAGAUCCUAAUGUUAAAUCAGUGCCUUCAUAUGGUUCAGUGUGGCUUGUCACAGUCGUCACCAAAAGCAUCUCUAACGGCAUGCUGCACCUGGCUUCACUGUCUCGAUACCAAACAUCAGUGGUUGACUAGAAAGGACAAUCAACAAGGAAAUCUAACAAUGAACCAACCAACAGAUAUGGAGAAGGAAGUUAGGAUGCAUUGGUGGAUAUGCACUCAACAGACCUUCAAGUGACACCGCACCCCAAACCCUCGAGGAAAAUUGACGAAGGAGCGACAAGUUUAGCGUCCAAGGGUGAAAUGGAGAUCCUGUGGACACUUACAAAC
Messenger RNA from Trichobilharzia regenti, 729 nucleotides. NCBI's taxonomy places the organism in Eukaryota, Metazoa, Platyhelminthes, Trematoda, Strigeidida, Schistosomatidae. The record is from the annotation of a GenBank genome assembly.